AUGCGGGCUAGAGUUUACGUCAGUCUCAAGAAAAGCGUUCUGGACCCCCAGGGCAAGACCAUCCACCACAGUUUGCAGAAUAUCGGCUUUCGAAAGAUUACCGAGGUGCGGCAGGGGAAAUUUUUCGAAAUCGACUUUGCCUCCGAGCUGACUCGGGAAGAAGUUCGGGCUGAAGUCGAAAAAAUAGCCGAGGACGUUUUGACCAACCCGGUCAUUGAGGAAUUCAGCUACCAGAUCGAGUAG
This is a messenger RNA of Geodia barretti, 243 nucleotides long. NCBI's taxonomy places the organism in Eukaryota, Metazoa, Porifera, Demospongiae, Tetractinellida, Geodiidae. The record is from the annotation of a GenBank genome assembly.